AUAAAUUAAAACAAACUCGUCACUAAUAAGCACUAGGGUUUUGCGCUUUAUAUAUACAGAGGCACAGCACUCUCUUUCUUCCUUCUACUGUUAACCUUAGCUCUUAUCGUCCCUUUUUCCCUCUUUUAAGAGAGAAGAGAAAGAGAACGCCACCUGAGAAUCGAAUCAGACUGGUAUUGUGGUCAAUUUAAGUCGGCGAAAUGGCUGGUGGGGGUAAAAAGAAGGAGGUGAAGAAAGAGACUGGGUUAGGACUCUCCUUUAAGAAGGAAGAGAGCUUUGGAGAGUGGUAUUCAGAGGUGGUCGUCAAUGGUGAGAUGAUUGAGUACUAUGACAUUUCUGGAUGUUAUAUUUUGAGGCCGUGGGCAAUGUCAAUUUGGGAGAUCAUGCAAGCAUUCUUUGAUGCUGAAAUCAAGAAAAUGAAAAUUAAGAACUGCUACUUCCCUCUUUUUGUUUCAUCUAGUGUCUUGGAAAAGGAGAAGGACCACGUAGAGGGCUUUGCUCCAGAGGUUGCUUGGGUGACAAAAUCCGGGAAAUCUGACUUGGAAAUUCCUGUAGCUAUUCGUCCAACCAGUGAGACAGUUAUGUACCCCUACUUUUCUAAGUGGAUAAGGGGACACCGAGACUUGCCUUUGAAACUUAACCAGUGGUGCAAUGUUGUUCGUUGGGAAUUUAGCAAUCCCACUCCAUUUAUCAGGAGCCGGGAGUUCCUUUGGCAGGAAGGGCAUACUGCAUUUGCGACAAAGGCAGAAGCGGAUGAGGAGGUCCUUCAAAUAUUGGAACUAUAUAGACGUAUAUAUGAAGAAUUCUUGGCUAUUCCUGUUAUAAAAGGCAGGAAAAGUGAGAUGGAGAAAUUUGCUGGUGGACUUUACACCACUAGUGUUGAGGCAUUUAUUCCCAACACUGGACGUGGUAUACAAGGUGCAACUUCUCACUGUUUGGGACAAAAUUUUGCAAAAAUGUUUGAGAUAAACUUUGAAAAUGAGAAGGGAGAGAAGGGUAUGGUGUGGCAGAACUCUUGGGCCUAUAGCACUCGAACGAUUGGGGUGAUGGUGAUGGUUCAUGGAGAUGACAAAGGCUUGGUUCUGCCACCUAAAGUGGCAUCUGUUCAAGUUAUUGUGGUUCCAGUGCCAUACAAAGAUGCUGAUACUCAAGGAAUCUUUGAUGCCUGCACUGAAACUGUGGAUACUUUAUGUAAGGCUGGCAUUCGGGCGGAAGCUGAUUUUAGGGACAAUUAUUCACCUGGUUGGAAAUACUCUCACUGGGAAAUGAAAGGUGUUCCCUUAAGGAUUGAAAUUGGGCCAAAAGACUUAGCAAAUAAUCAGGUACGGGCUGUUCGUCGUGACAAUGCAGCAAAAAAAGAUAUAAGCAGGGUCAAUCUGGUUGAGCAAGUAAAAUGUAUACUGGAUGACAUUAAUCAAAGUUUGUUUGACGCUGCUAAGCAAAAGCGGGAUGCUUGCAUUCAAGUUGUAAAGACUUGGGAUGAAUUCAAGGAGGCUCUUAGCCAUAGGAAAAUGAUCUUAGCUCCUUGGUGCGAUGAGGAGGAGGUGGAGCAAGAUGUGAAAGAACGAACAAGAGGGGAGAUGGGAGCAGCCAAGAGCCUUUGUACACCAUUUGAGCAGCCAGAACUCCCUGAAGGUACUAAAUGCUUUGCCUCUGGAAAGCCUGCAAAGAAAUGGACCUACUGGGGCAGAAGUUACUAGAUAAGGUCCCUUCACAAUUAUCCCCAAGUUUUUCAAUUUGUCAAAUGAUUGAGACAUUCUAAAUUUUGUUUUUCGAAGCUGUAAUUGGUACCUGACUUUUUGGUUUUUCUAGAAAUGUUGUGCAAAAAUGUGCCUUGCUACCAUAAAGAGGUUAUAUUUGUAUACUGUCAUUGAUGAUAAAUCUUAAUUUUAUAAAUGAGACUUUAAAUAGUA
This is a messenger RNA of Hevea brasiliensis (rubber tree), 1913 nucleotides long. RefSeq names its product proline--tRNA ligase, cytoplasmic. NCBI's taxonomy places the organism in Eukaryota, Viridiplantae, Streptophyta, Magnoliopsida, Malpighiales, Euphorbiaceae. Bases 201 to 1700 code for a protein of 499 amino acids. The transcript has 13 exons. Gene Ontology annotation, biological process: prolyl-tRNA aminoacylation. Gene Ontology annotation, molecular function: proline-tRNA ligase activity; ATP binding. The record is from RefSeq and is a predicted model, not a curated record. Gene Ontology annotation, cellular component: aminoacyl-tRNA synthetase multienzyme complex; cytoplasm.